Molecule: messenger RNA, 4345 nt
Organism: Myotis lucifugus (little brown bat)
Lineage: Eukaryota; Metazoa; Chordata; Mammalia; Chiroptera; Vespertilionidae
Gene: AMOTL2
Product: angiomotin like 2
Exons: 11
Coding region: 370-2598 (742 amino acids)
Biological process (GO): regulation of cell migration; angiogenesis; hippo signaling
Cellular component (GO): bicellular tight junction; plasma membrane; cytoplasmic vesicle
Source: RefSeq, a predicted model, not a curated record
GACCCUGAGGCUGCGCGCUGGGGCCCGAGCGGCCAGAGCAUCGGCGCCACCGCCGAGUGCACACCUCCGCCGCCGAGCUGAGCCGAGCUGAGCCGGGCUAGGUCGUCGGUCUGACGGCGCUGAGCACCCGCGGGCCUCAGCGGUAAGGAAGGCCGAUCGGCGCUUCAGGCAGCGCACGGGGCCGGCAGGGACGCGCCCCAGUCGAAUUCGGUGCCCUGGCGCGGCCCGGUCUCUUCCAAGAGCAGGAGCGUGGCGGACCCAGCAUCCUCAUCAGGGGGCAAGGGAGCCCUUUCUAGGCAGUGACAAAGGUGCCCUGGGGCCACGUGCCUCUGGCCAUUGUCUGGGUAGGUGUGUGCAAGCUGAGGAAGCAUGAGGACGCUGGAAGACUCCUCUGGAACAGUCCUGCACCGCCUCAUCCAGGAGCAGCUGCGCUAUGGCAAUCUGACUGAGACACGCACGCUGCUGGCCAUCCAGCAGCAGGCCCUGCGGGGUGGGGCUGGAGCUGGGGGCACAGGGAGCCCCCAAGCCUCCCUGGAGAUUUUGGCACCCGAGGACAGCCAGGUGCAGCAGGCCACAAGGCAGGAGCCCCAGGGCCAGGAGCACCAGGGCGGUGAGACCCACCUGGCAGAGAAUCCCCUCUACCGGCUGUGCCCACAGCCCAGCAAGGGUGAAGAGCUGCCCACCUAUGAGGAGGCGAAAGCCCAUUUGCAGUACUAUGCGGCCCAGCAGGCAGGGCCCCGGCCACAUGUUGGCGACCAAGAUCCCCGAGGGGGCCCUGGAGGCAAUCGGAGGCAAGAUGAGGCCCUGCGAGAGCUGAGGCAUGGCCAUGUGCGCUCCCUGAGCGAACGGCUCCUGCAGCUGUCCCUGGAGAGGAACGGUGCCCGGGCCCCUAGCCACAUGAGCUCCUCCCACAGCUUCCCACAGCUGGCCCGAAAUCAGCAGGGCCCCCCACCCAGAGGCCCCCAUGCCGAGGGCCCGGAGCCCCGUGGACCUCCACCUCAGUACCCACACAUUAUGCUAGCUCACGAGACCACCACGGCUGUCACCGACCCGCGGUACCGCGCCCGCGGCAGCCCACACCUCCAGCAUGCUGAAGUCAGGAUCCUGCAGGCCCAGGUGCCUCCUGUAUUCCUCCAGCAGCAGCAGUACCAGUACCUGCAGCAACCCCAGGAGCACCUUCCACCCCCACACCCAGCUGCUCUGGGCCACGGCCCACUAGGGUCCCUCAGUCCACUGGGGUGUAGGGGCCAGCAAGCACCCAGGGCCUCCUCGGGCCACCUCGGGCAUGCCCGAAUGGAGAAGCUGGAAAGCGAAGUCCAGCGGCUCUCUGAGGCCCACGAGAGCCUGACGAGAGCCUCUUCCAAGCGGGAGGCCCUGGAGAAGACCAUGCGGAAUAAGAUGGACAGUGAGAUGAGGAGGCUGCAGGACUUCAACCGGGAUCUUAGAGAGAGAUUGGAAUCUGCAAACCGCCGCCUGGCGAGCAAGACGCAGGAGGCCCAGGCCGGCAGUCAGGACAUGGUGGCCAAGCUGCUUGCUCAGAGCUAUGAGCAGCAGCAGGAGCAGGAGAAGCUGGAACGGGAGAUAGCACUGCUGCGUGGUGCCAUCGAGGACCAGCGGCGGCGCGCCGAGCUGCUGGAGCAGGCUCUGAGCAACGCCCAGGGCCGGGCGGCGCGAGCUGAGGAGGAGCUGCGCAAGAAGCAGGCCUAUGUGGAGAAGGUGGAGCGGCUGCAGCAGGCACUCGGGCAGCUGCAGGUUGCAUGUGAGAAGCGGGAGCAGCUGGAGCUACGUCUGCGCACGCGCCUGGAGCAGGAACUCAAGGCCCUGCGUGCCCAGCAGAGACAGGUCGGCACCCCCAGCGGUGGUGGCAGUGGUGGGUCCCCAGAACUGAGUGCCCUGCGACUAUCAGAGCAACUGCGGGAGAAGGAGGAGCAGAUCCUGGCACUGGAGGCUGACAUGACCAAGUGGGAGCAGAAGUAUUUGGAGGAAUGUGCCAUGAGGCAGUUUGCCAUGGACGCAGCCGCCACCGCCGCUGCCCAGCGCGACACCACUCUCAUCCGACACUCCCCCCAGCCCUCACCCAGCAGCAGCUUCAACGAGGGCCUCCUCGCCGGCGGCCACAGGCAUCAGGAGAUGGAAAGCAGGUUAAAGGUGCUCCACGCCCAGAUCCUGGAGAAGGAUGCGGUGAUCAAGGUCCUGCAGCAGCGCUCCAGGAAAGACCCCAGCAAGGCCCCCCAGGGCUCCCUGCGGCCCGCCAAGUCCGUGCCAUCUGUCUUCGCGGCUGCAGCAACAGCGACCCAGGGCUGGCAGGCGCUCCCCUCUAGUGAGCGGCAAAUGGAUGCCCCUGCCUGGUUGGCUGCAGCAGACAGGGCUCCUGUGGAGGAGCCAGUGGCCACAGCUCCCCUUCCUGCCCAUGCCAAACACGGGAGCAGAGAUGGCAGCACCCAGACUGACGGCCUCCCGGACAGCACCCCGGCCUGCCUGGGACUGGAGCCCGACAGCCUUCUGGGGUGCAGCAGUGGCCAGAGGACAGCCUCACUGGACUCUGUUGCUGCAUCGAGAGUCCAGGACUUGUCAGACAUGGUGGAGAUACUGAUCUGAAGGAGUGGGUGCCGCAGGGGCUCGGAACCGUUCCCUGCUCUCCUCUGCCAUUCGCGGCCAUUCCAGCAGCCCCUCCAACUGCUGCUCCCCCACUUCCCCCAGCCGGGCACUCAUUCCCAUUGGCCAUCUGGUCCCAGGAGCUUAGGAAGGAUGCUACGGGGAGAGAGGGAUGUACCUGUGCCCCAGAAGACCCUGCUUCUUAGCCCCACGUUCUUCCCAGGCUCAUGCAGAAUGAAGAUUCAGCCUUUACCUGCUGCCCAAGCCUUGCUGCUGGGGUAUCGACUGAAGAGAGCUGGGACCCUGUGCCUCCCCAGUUGACAGGGAGGAAGGGAGGGGGUAUAUUGGUUUAGGGGCUGACUUCCAAGGAUGGCUGCCCAUGGACAGUAGGUAGGCUGGUUCGGUAAUGGAGUUGGCCAUGGUGUUCCCCUCUGGCUAAGUGUGGUCCCAGCCAACCUCAUCUGCUCCUCAGCUACUCACUGCCUCCUUGGGACCACUAAGACUUGCUCCUGUGGGGGACCGUUUGAAGGUGUUAGUCCUGCAGAAGCCACGGCAUCACCCCCUCACUGGCAGUGGGCAGGGGCUGAUUAGUGGACUGGGAUCUGCUGGGCAGUUUGUACAUAACUCCCUUGCUUGUGGAACAGAAGAUUGAAGCGUGCUGCUUCGGACUUGUCCCUCCUUCCGUGCUCUCAUCCCUGCUGCCACGGUUCCUGGAACUUCUGACCAGCCUCCCAGUUAGUUCUCAAGUUCUUGGCCCGUGGAUUUUGAUACCGGUUGAUCCACGGAAUAUUUCGCUCUUUUCCUCCCAUCUUGAGCCGUCCUAAUUACCCAUGGGACCCUCGCCAUCACCAGCCUCGUGCAAUGGCUCCACAGCUCCUGUCCCUGGGACAUCCUGUCGGUCUGGUUAUGACCCUGAGCCAGAUGAAGUGAGCCACCGCACGCAGACAUCUGCCACGGUGGGCUUCCUUGCACCCAGUUCUCGAAGAGUCUUUGUUCCCACCUGGAAGGAUUGAGCGAGGGAGCGGUGCUGGUGAAAACUAGUCAAUGAGCUACAAGAUGUGACUCAGUUCUUUGAAGGGGGGCCCCCAUCACAGAAUGGCACCUGUGAGGCUGGCUCCUCCAGCUACCCGUGCCUGGCGCCCGGAAGCAGGGCCAGUGCUUGGAAUUAGAACGAAGCAUCCGUGUGGCAGCUGCCGGCAGCACUGACUUUGACCUCUGUCCACCCCUCUGCCCCAGCUCAGCCCCUGGAGCGAUUGGUGGGCUUGAGCAGUUUGUCUUGACUGUUUUUAGUUCUCCUUGAAUCUUUGUUUUUUCCUUUCCUGUUUUUAAGUUCUGUAUGUGUUAUUUUAUUCCCAUGGUUCCUUUUUGAACAUUUGCAUUUGCUGGACAAUUGCAUAUUUUUUUAAGACCCCCUUGUCCUCUUAUAGCUGAAAAAUACAUUUGGUUCAUGUGCAUUGUUUACAAAGCAAAAAGAAGAAAAAAAGGAGGAAAAAAAGGUAAAAAAAGUAUUGUGAAAGGAAAAAAAACACACAACUUAAUAUAUUUUGGAUUAAUAUUUGGUAUUUCUUUUAAAGUAUUUUUUUGUGCUGUGAACAUUUUCUGCCAAAGACCAUGAUGUGUGUCUGUAUGUUUAAGUUAUCGUAAAUAUUUAAAAUGUAAACAUGGCUGUUUUGUUAUGCCACCCUGUACCAGGAUUGCUGCUGCAUUCCACUGGGUAUUACAGUAUUUUAAUAAAAAAUAAGAAUUAAAA